Molecule: messenger RNA, 1431 nt
Organism: Aspergillus melleus
Lineage: Eukaryota; Fungi; Ascomycota; Eurotiomycetes; Eurotiales; Aspergillaceae
Product: ammonium transporter
Exons: 5
Coding region: 1-1431 (476 amino acids)
Biological process (GO): ammonium transmembrane transport
Cellular component (GO): plasma membrane
Molecular function (GO): ammonium channel activity
Source: RefSeq, a predicted model, not a curated record
AUGUCCGAGCCAGUGUUCAAUGCCUCCAUGGCGCAGGGCGGCAAUCCAAAGGAGAUCGACGUGAACGCUCAAUAUUCAGGAUUCGAGUACAACUACGUCUAUAUCCUCGCAUGCACCUUCAUAGUCUUCCUCAUCCUUCCCGGCAUCUCGCUGCUCUACGCCGGCCUCGCUCGCAGAAAGUCGGCACUAGCAUUCCUCUUCCAGGCAUUUAUGAUCCUUGCGAUAACCACAUUUCAGUGGUUAUUCUGGGGAUAUUCUCUGACAUACUCUCGCGAUGGAGGCCCCUUCAUCGGCACGUUGCAGAAUUUCGGACUGAGGAACGUCAUGGUGGCACCCUCUCCUGGGUCAGCGGUGCUCCCGGAAAUUGUGUUCUGCUUGUUCCAACUUCUUUUUUGUGCCUGCACGGUGAUGAUCGUCGCAGGCGGUGCCUUUGAGCGAGGACGCAUCCUCCCAUCAUUGAUCUUCGGCUUCUGCUGGGCGACCAUUGUUUACUGUCCCUUGGCCCGGUGGACAUGGAGCGAGCACGGAUGGCUAUACAACCUUCCCGCGAUCGACUUCGCCGGUGGUGGUCCCGUCCACAUCGCGUCGGGCUGUUCCGCGUUGGCAUACGCCAUCGUGCUCGGAAAGCGGAAACAUUAUGGCGAUCCGUCGCUGCGGAAGCCGCACAACACCACGCUGGUAUUUCUGGGCACCGUACUGCUAUGGACAGGAUGGCUUGGCUUUAAUGGAGGGUCGAGCCUUAACGCUAGUAUGCGUGCGAUGAUGGCUGUCUUCAACACUAACACCGCCGCGUGCAUGGGUAUCCUAGGGUGGGUCCUAGUCGACAUGGUUAAGCACAAGGGAAAGUUUUCCGUCAUGGGAGCUUGUGAGGGCGCGAUUGCCGGGCUGGUUGGAAUCACUCCAGCUGCGGGCUGCGUGUCCAUCUGGCUGGCGGCCUGCAUUGGAUUCGUCACCGGCAUCGUGUGCUCCCUGCUGCAAGACAUCAACGACUGGAUGGGCAUCGACGAGGGGAUGGACGUCUUCAAACUGCACGGAAUUGGCGGUAUGGUGGGAGCCUUUCUCACGGGGAUUUUUGCAAGCGAUUCGAUCUCGUCGCUCGACGGCUCUUCUCUGGCGAGCGGAGGCAUCGACGGCAACGGGGCGCAAGUGGGAAGACAACUGGCCGAGAUCUGUGCCAUCUCGGGCUACUCGUUCACCGUGUCCUGCAUUCUACUGCUGAUCCUCAAAUACAUUCCCGGGCUGCAUCUGCGGGUGGACGAGGCAUCGGAGAUGGUGGGGCUCGAUCGAGCGCAGUUCUUUGACGAACAGAUUGGCGACUGGUCCAUGACGCCGGAGCACAGCACCCCAACCCUGUUGGGAGUGUCGACAGAGCCAUCCGAGUCCAAGGAUGAGCAGAUCGGGUCACGGGAGACGAAAGCAGGUGACAUCUAG